ACGAGCGAUGAGAUAAAAAUAAAGGAGAUUGAUAUGAGUGUCGCAGAAAAAGAAGAUGAAGGGGUACUGAAGGGUGGUGAAGCAAAGGAAAAAGAUGAGAAAAAUGAAGCUAAAGCAAUACAGGAAAAUAAAAUUUCUGAGGAUGUCAAAGAAAGAGUUGUUAAAAUAGAUCAAAAUCCAAAUUUUGUUGAGGAAAAUAGUGAAUUGAAUAAAAAUGAGAAGAAGAAUGAUGUUGAAAGACAGGAUGUUUCAUCAUGUAAUGUUAAUGUGAGUCGUUUGUCAUUCAAGGAAGAGAGCAAUCUCUUCUCUGAUCUGAAAGAGAAUGAAAAGAAGGCGUUGGUGGAGCUUAGAUCAAAAGUUGAAGAAGCAAUUAGUGAAAAUCAGUUGUUCAAGGCAAAGGAAAAUGAUAUUAAAGAGCAAAAUAAGGAAAAAUCAUCAGAAAAUGCUGAAAAGGAAAUGGAGAAACCAAAAGAAAAUGAAGGUAGAGAAGAUGACAAAGAUGAGGGUAGCAAGGCAAAUUCAUCCAUAGACGAACCUGAGAAAGAGAAAAAUAUUGGACAAGAAAGUGAAGAGAAAAAUCUAAAAUCCGUGAAAGAUGACAUGGCAGAGGAAAGAGAUGUUAUGCAGGAAGGCGUGGAAAAAGAAAGGGUCAUUGCAGAGGCUGAAAAGAAGAAAAUGCUAGAGGCUAUUGAAGGAAAAGAGGAUUGUAUUGAUAAAGAUAUUAAACUUUGGGGUGUACCAUUAUCGCCAAGUAAGGGAUGGAAUGCAACCGAUGCUGUGCUCUUGAAAUUCUUGAGGGCUAGAGAUUUUAAAGUGAUUGAUGCCUUCGAGAUGUUGAGGAACACCCUUCAAUGGAGAAAAGAAAAUAAUAUGGAUUCGAUCUUAGAUGAAGAUCUUGGCAACGAGUUUCACUCCACAGCAUACCUCAAUGGCAGCGAUCGCCAAGGCCAUCCGGUAUGUUACAACGUUUUUGGGGUGCUUAGUGAUGAGGAGAUGUAUAAUAAAACAUUGGGGACUGAAGAGAAUCGUGAGAAGUUUCUAAGGUGGAGAUUGCAACUGAUGGAGGAGGGAAUUGAAAAACUUGAUUUUUAUGGUGGUGUCUCAUCUUUGCUGCAAAUCAGUGAUCUCAAGAACACCCCAGGACCCUCAAAGAAGGAAGUUCGUCUUAUCAUGAAACAAGUCGUUGGUCUUCUCCAGGAUAACUAUCCUGAAUUUGUUGUUAAAAAUAUCUUUAUCAAUGUUCCUUUCUGGUAUUACGCAUUUGCUGCCCUCUUAUCACCUUUCUUAACCCAAAGAACCAAGAGCAAAUUUGUCUAUGCUAGGCCAGCAAAGGUCACUGAAACCCUUCUCAAGUAUAUUGACGCAGAAGAAAUACCAGUUAGCUAUGGUGGGCUUAAACGUGACAACGAUUCUGACUUCUCUACCGAAGACCAUGCAGAGGAAAUUCUAGUCAAAGCAAGCUCAACAGAAACAAUCGAGAUCCCUGCACCAGAGGCUGGGAGUGUUUUAAUCUGGGAUUUGAUCGUGCUGGGUUGGGAAGUAAGCUAUAAGGAGGAAUUUAUCCCGCACGAUGAGAAGUCUUAUACCGUUAUCGUUCAAAAGGAAAAGAAAAUGGGGAUUCAGGAAAGCUCAAUUCGGAAUUCAUUCAGGAACAAUGAGCCUGGAAAGAUUGUUCUCAUAAUAGGGAAUGCAGCGUUCAAGACUAAGAAGCGUGCUUUCUAUCGAUUCAAAAUCAAGAAUGAUAGCUCAUCUACCUGACCUCAGGUUUUAAUCAUGAUUCAUAAUUAGUUUUUAAAAUUCAGUAGAUUCAUCACAUUUUCAAGUACUGAGUGAGAUAUGCAAA
Molecule: messenger RNA, 1843 nt
Organism: Durio zibethinus
Lineage: Eukaryota; Viridiplantae; Streptophyta; Magnoliopsida; Malvales; Malvaceae
Product: patellin-4-like
Molecular function (GO): lipid binding
Source: RefSeq, a predicted model, not a curated record